Molecule: messenger RNA, 585 nt
Organism: Dictyostelium discoideum AX4
Lineage: Eukaryota; Evosea; Eumycetozoa; Dictyosteliales; Dictyosteliaceae
Gene: cbpJ
Product: calcium-binding protein
Exons: 2
Coding region: 1-585 (194 amino acids)
Biological process (GO): calcium-mediated signaling
Molecular function (GO): calcium ion binding; kinase binding
Source: RefSeq, a predicted model, not a curated record
AUGGGAGCUGGAAAUACAAAAUUAUCAAAAGAAGAAAUUAAUGAAUUAAUUAAAAAAACAAAUUAUACAAAAGAUCAAAUUGAUAAACUUAGUAAAGAUUAUAAUGAAUACUCAUCAAAAGAUAAAAAAUCUGGUUUUACAGAAUCUGAAUUUAUAGAUUUCUUUUAUUGUCGUUUCAGAGAUUGGGAUAAAGAUUUAUUAAUACAAUUAUUUAAAUUAUUUGAUACUGAUUGUAAUGGAAUAUUAGAUUUUAAAGAAUUUGUAACAUCAUUAUAUAUUAUGACAAAAGCACCAGUUGUUGAAAAAUUAAGUCUUUUAUUUGAUUUAUUUGAUAAAGAUCAAAGUGGUCAUCUUGAAGUUGAUGAAGUUGAAAAAUUAAUUGGAGUUGCAGUUGCAUGUGGUACAUCAUUGGGUAUGGAUUAUAGUGGUGUAACAAAUUAUGUAUUUUCAAUUUGUUCAGCUGAAAAUAUGUCAAAUAAAAAAAAAGGAAUGAAUAAAGAAGAAUUUAUUAAAGCUGCUUCAAAUUCUGAUAAAUUUUGUAAAAUGAUUUGUUUUUAUGAUUCAAUGGGUCAAAUGUUAUAUUAA